This is a messenger RNA of Thlaspi arvense, 1639 nucleotides long. The record is from the annotation of a GenBank genome assembly. Lineage: Eukaryota; Viridiplantae; Streptophyta; Magnoliopsida; Brassicales; Brassicaceae.
GAGGUACAAGUAAACUGACAUUUAAAUUCCCGAAACCUCAAGAAGCUUUCCAUUAACACACCAUUAACCGUACAAAACUACAAAUAAUGAUUUUUAGCAAUAUUUCAGGAUAAUGAUUUAUAAAAAGCACAAGACAAUACCGGAAAUACCCUUGAGCUUAUCCAUGUCAUCGCAAGGUUUUUCCUCUUUUAAAAGGAAGAAGAGAGACACUGUCGUCGUCACACAACACCACUCAAUUCGAGCAAGCUCCAUAGCUAGCUAGAGAGAGAAAACAAGUUCUUUUAGAGAGAGGGAAAAAAGAGAGAGAUUCACGAUGUCGAAAGAAGUGAGCGAAGAGGGACAAACUCAUCACCAUGGAAAAGACUACGUCGAUCCACCACCAGCUCCGCUUUUCGACAUGGGUGAGCUCAAGUCCUGGUCUUUCUACAGAGCUCUCAUCGCCGAGUUUAUCGCUACUCUCCUCUUCCUCUACGUGACCGUAGCCACCGUCAUCGGCCACAAGAAACAAACCGGUCCUUGCGACGGCGUUGGUUUACUCGGAAUCGCUUGGGCCUUCGGUGGUAUGAUCUUCGUCCUCGUUUACUGCACCGCCGGUAUCUCUGGUGGUCACAUCAACCCAGCUGUGACUUUCGGUCUGUUCUUGGCCCGUAAGGUCUCGUUGGUGAGAGCUGUUGGUUACAUGAUAGCUCAGUGUCUUGGAGCCAUUUGCGGUGUGGGUUUCGUGAAAGCUUUCAUGAAAACUCCCUACAACACCCUCGGAGGCGGAGCUAACACCGUAGCCGACGGUUACAGCACGGGAACUGCUCUCGGGGCUGAGAUCAUCGGAACCUUCGUCCUCGUCUACACCGUCUUUUCCGCAACUGACCCUAAGAGAAGCGCUCGUGACUCUCACAUCCCCGUUUUGGCUCCACUUCCAAUUGGAUUCGCUGUGUUCAUGGUGCAUUUGGCUACCAUCCCCAUUACUGGAACUGGAAUUAACCCAGCGAGAAGCUUUGGUGCUGCUGUAAUCUACAACAACGAGAAGGCUUGGGAUGACCAAUGGAUCUUCUGGGUUGGUCCAUUCUUGGGAGCACUUGCAGCAGCAGCAUACCAUCAAUACAUAUUGAGAGCUGCAGCAAUCAAGGCCUUGGGCUCAUUCCGAAGCAACGCAACCAACUGAUGAUCAAGUGUGAAUUUCCCACUUAGUCAAGGCUUAAAUGUGAAGAAACAACUUAAGAUUUAUGUGCUUUAUUAUUAUUAUUUGAUCUUCUUUUGCGUGUAAUGAGAGAGAAUUAAGUUGGUGGAUGAUGUUAAUUAUGGUUUCUUCUUUUUUUCUUCCUUUUAAAUCCCACUUUGUUACUUUAGUUUUAGUUCCGGUGUGUCUUGUGAAUCUUUUGCUCUUUGUUUUCUUAUUAGCAGUUUCGGUAUUUAUCCUUUUCCCUACCUCCAUUUUCAAGAGCAGUGAUCACUUACUUAUCGUGAAAUCGAACAAUCCAAUUUCACUUAUUGGUCUAUGGUUUUCACAAAUAUUAAAUGAUCUUGAACUCUUGUGAGAAGCGUCAAAAGAAAAUAAACAUUUCGGCUGAAAAUAAUAGUGUGGAGAAGAUGUGGAGGUGGUGGGUCUUUGAUUUCAUUAUCCUCGGGUCGACCGAAAAACCAA